GCAAGAUGGCGCAGACUCAAGGCACCAAGAGGAAAGUCUGUUACUACUAUGAUGGGGAUGUUGGAAACUACUAUUAUGGACAAGGGCAUCCGAUGAAGCCUCACCAAAUCCACAUGACGCAUAAUCUGCUGCUCAACUAUGGUCUCUACCAAAAAAUGGAAAUCUAUCGUCCUCACAAAGCCAAUGCUGAGAUGACCAAGUACCACAGUGAUGACUACAUUAAAUUCUUGCGUUCUAUUUGCCCAUAUAAUAUAUCUGAGUACAGCAAGCAGAUGCAGAGAUUCAAUGUUGGUGAGGACUUUCCAGUAUUUGAUGGCUUGUUUGAGUUCUGUCAGUUGUCCACGGGUAGCUCUGUUGCAAGUGCUGUGAAACUCAACAAGCAGCAGACGGACAUCGCUGUGCAGGCCAUACCUGAGGAUGCCAUCCCAGAAGAGAGUGGUGAUGAGGAUGAGGAAGACCCUGACAAACGCAUCUCCAUCUGUUCCUCUGACAAAUGCAUUGCCUGUGAAGAAGAAUUCUCUGAUUCAGAUGAGGAGGGAGAAGGUGGUUGCAAGAACUCUUCUAACUUCAAAAAAGCCAAAAGAGUCAAAACAGAGGACGAGAAAGAAAAAGAUCCUGAAGAGAAAAAAGAAGUCACAGAAGAGGAGAAAACCAAGGAGGAGAAGCCAGAAGACAAAGUGGUCAAAGAAGAGGUCAAGUUGGCCUGAGCAAGGUCUGCAGUCCUUUCUUCUCCCCAAGUUCCUCACUGUCCCUCAAU
This is a messenger RNA of Arvicanthis niloticus (Nile rat), 757 nucleotides long. The record is from RefSeq and is a predicted model, not a curated record. Lineage: Eukaryota; Metazoa; Chordata; Mammalia; Rodentia; Muridae.